Sinocyclocheilus anshuiensis is the source of this 777-nucleotide messenger RNA. RefSeq names its product ras-like protein family member 10B. The record is from RefSeq and is a predicted model, not a curated record. Lineage: Eukaryota; Metazoa; Chordata; Actinopteri; Cypriniformes; Cyprinidae. Gene Ontology annotation, molecular function: GTP binding; GTPase activity. Bases 113 to 724 code for a protein of 203 amino acids. The transcript has 3 exons.
AAGCACAAAAAGGCGCACGCUCACAAUUCACCUUAUUGUUUUGAUUUGUUGAGCAGUUUUCCAGGCGUCUUCUUGGUCGCUAGUGUUCGUCAGCAGUCCUGAUCGGCGCGGGAUGGUGGAGACGCUGAGCAUCGCCGUCAUCGGAGCGCCUGGAGUCGGGAAAACUUCUAUCAUCCGUCAGUUUAUUUACAGUGACUUCUCCGAGACGUACACCCCCACCCAAACGCGAUACGUGCACAGACCCUCGGUCAUUCUUAACGGUGUUAUGUACGACCUGAAGAUUUUGGAUGUCCCGCCAAUAUCCUCCUUUCCUUCAAGCCCAAGUCAGGAGUGGCUGCAUGCGCGGUGUAGAGGGGUCCGCAGCGCAAACGCCUACAUUCUGGUCUAUGACAUCUGCUGUGUGGAGAGCUUUGAGUAUGUCAAGAUGAUCCGACAGCAAAUUGUGGAUAACCGAGUGGGCAGCAGUAGUGAGGUGCCCAUCCUGGUGGUGGGCAGUAAGCGGGACCUUCAGCGGCAUCGGUUUACCCAGCGCAGGGCCGUGUCUGUCCUGGUGAAGAAAACCUGGAAGUGCGGCUAUGUUGAGUGCUCUGCUAAGUAUAACUGGCAUGUGCUUCUGCUCUUCAAAGAGCUCCUGGGAAUAGCCGUGGCACGAGGACUGCGUCCGAACCACACCUCUAUCCGUCUCCACGGGGCAUUGCAGAGGAACCGCUGUAAUGUCAUGUGACAGAUAUGUAGCCUUUUUUGAAUUUAUGCUUAUUUAGGACCAGUUUGUUUUAU